AUGAGUCAAGCUGAGGAAAACAGUAUCUACUCAACGUGGAAUAUUGUGAGGUCAGUAGUCUGCAUAAUACUGAGCUUCUCAUUUAUUAUUGGGACCCCUGGAAAUUGCAUUGUCAUCUGGACUGUUUGCACAAAAAUGAAGCAAGUAUCUCCUUCAGUCCUGCUGAUCUUGAACCUGGCCAUUGCAGAUGUCCUUGUACUGAUUACUUUACCAAUUUGGAUUUACUCCUUUGCUGACUCAUGGGUUUUCGGAGUCAUCUUCUGCAAAAUACUGGUUUUCAUUAUUUACUGCAGCAUGUAUGCUAGUAUAUUUCUAAUUACAGCAUUGAGCUUGGAGCGGUUAAUGGCUGUGUUUUACCCUUUCACAAUUCAAAGAUACAAAACAAAAGAAAAGAUUUCUUUAAUCAUAUUCCUCAUUUGGUUCCUGUCUAUUACUUUCGGCAUUUCUGUCAUUCCAUUUCAAGAGACAGAGAAAAUGAACGGUAGACUGCUAUGUACAUGUCGCAACUACUCAUCUAAUAGACAGAAAGUGUCAUAUCUUUUGCUGGAGACCCUUGCAGGUUUUGUCAUCCCAUUUUUAAUUAUUUGCACUUGUUACAUGUGUGUUGCAAGAAGAAUAAGCAGAAUGACUUACCAAUCUAAGCAGCGAUCAGAACAGCUCAUUGCCAGUAUUGUGGUGGCGUUCAUUUUAUGCUGGUUUCCUCAUCAUCUCUUUAACAUCCUAGAUAUUAUUUCAAUUGAGACAGAGUUCUCUAACAAGGAAUUGUCUUCGGCACUGGAUGAAAUUGUAGGCAGAGGAGUUUACAUCUCUGGAGCGCUUGUAUUCAUCAGUAGCUGCAUUAACCCUCUGCUUUAUGCUUUUGCUGCACGAAGAUUUCAGAAUCACCUGAGAUUUGCCAAGAUAUCAAAGCUGUUUGAACAGAUGAGCCAGACUGUAACAGAAGAAGACAAGAAAAAAAGUUUGGUUGUAACCAAACAAGAAGAUACUUUAUUAAGCACAGAAAAUCUCUAACAAGGAACAUAGACUUAAUGAAUAAUGUGAUUCUGUGUCAUUCCUUCAGAAGUCCUUUCUCCUCAUAUUUUGUUUCAUUUACUAAGCAGUCCAGGUAAAGCUAGAGACAAAAAGUUAUUAGGGUUUGUUUUGUCUGUUAUAAAAGACUUGGCAUUGGCAACCUAGUAUCCACAUCACAAAAUUAGCACUAUUUCACAGAUGCUGAGAACCUCAGCAAGGUGGCUAGAAGCUCAAAGGCUAAGGAAUACAGCAUUUUUACUUUCCAUUAAAAUGAUUUGUGAUUUCUAGAAAUCUGUGCAGAAAACAGAAAAGGGCUGUAUGUGGAAAACAAACUUUAAAAGUUUAAAACUAAGUUUUCCUUCAGAAAAAAUUGUUAGAUGCUCAAAAAUCUUUAUAACCUAAAGUUUUAAGAGAACAUACUUAAAUUCUUGGUAUGGGUACAAAGGAUUUUAAUGUAUAUUAGUGACACAAAACUCUUUUGGGUAGAUGGAAGAUAUAAAGCUAUUUUUAUUCAUUGCUUAAGUUAGGUUUGAAAGUAAUAGGGGUUGUUCACAAAGUCAAGCUCAUUUACUGAAUUAUCUUGUGUUAAUAGGUUUUCAUGAGUAAAAUGUGAAGUGUGACAUGCCUCCAAGAAAAAAAAAACAGGAGGUACAAGAAUUCGUGUUCUAUGGCAAACAGUUACAGACUUCAUGCUAUAUUUGAUGUCAAACAGAUUGCAUACUUCAGCGGCACGUAAGCUACUCAUGUAUUACAUAAACAUACCAUGAGUAUCUCCAAAAAUUUUGAUUCAGUUAAGCUUCCAAGAUCUCUUAAUUAUGGAGGAAUUGGAUCAGACUCUGGUAGGAGGGAAGGAGAGAUCCUUGAUAUUUUUUUAUGUGUAAGAAAAUUAUGGUAGCAGUACAAAAUGUCUAAUAUAACAACUUCACAUUGCAAAGAAAAGCAUUAUUUUUCUCUUGUAGAGUAGAGCAGGUUUUGCCAUAAGAACCCAAUAAAUUUAGUGCUUACAAGGACCUCAUUUUAGUUUUAUGAAUAUGUGCAAACUUACCAUGGAAAAAUUGCAUGGCAUCAAGUGUUUGCUUUUGAAGGUUUUUUUAAUUUCAAUUAUGCCUAACUUUGUUUACUCUUGCUUAUUUUUAAGUCAAUGGUUUGUAAUAAGAUCAAGAUAACUACUGAUUACUAAGAAACAUAUUGUAAUUUCUUGUACAUUGUUCUGGACAGCUGCUAAAUAGCUAUGUUACUUAUCUUUACAAAGAAAUUACAAAUACUAACCAGAACUUAAUUUUCAAAAUCUGAUUAUGUAACAACCAAGGAUAUUUGAGUUGCAUUAAUUUAGCUUAUAAACUGAAAUAAAUACAGGGAAGUAAAAUUUUAACUGUUAGUAGAAGAAUAUUUCUCUAAACUUUGCAUAUGUAUUUGUUAUUCCUCCUUGUUAUGAAAAAGUCAUUUUUUUUCUUCUCCAUAGGAGAAAAGGCCGUACCAGGUGGCUUUCCAUCAAUAGGACUCCUUCACUGAAAUUAAAACAAAUAAAACUUUAGCAAGACCUUGUUUGCAGCAAUGAGUAAGCAGCAGAUGAAAUACUUUAGAUUUUACCUCAUCUACCUACUAUUC
Grus americana (Whooping crane) is the source of this 2619-nucleotide messenger RNA. RefSeq names its product leukotriene B4 receptor 1-like. Gene Ontology annotation, biological process: immune response; G protein-coupled receptor signaling pathway. Gene Ontology annotation, cellular component: membrane. The transcript has a single exon. Lineage: Eukaryota; Metazoa; Chordata; Aves; Gruiformes; Gruidae. Bases 1 to 1011 code for a protein of 336 amino acids. The record is from RefSeq and is a predicted model, not a curated record. Gene Ontology annotation, molecular function: G protein-coupled receptor activity.